Akanthomyces muscarius is the source of this 2964-nucleotide messenger RNA. RefSeq lists its product as uncharacterized. Lineage: Eukaryota; Fungi; Ascomycota; Sordariomycetes; Hypocreales; Cordycipitaceae. The record is from RefSeq and is a predicted model, not a curated record. Bases 1 to 2964 code for a protein of 987 amino acids. The transcript has a single exon.
AUGCCUCGUGCGUCAGGCUCUGGCAAGCGACAAUCCGGCGGCGGUCAUCGCGACUCCAGGCAGGACAAUGGAUCUGUAACCUCCGGUAAACGGGGUUCCGGCAGAAAGAGCCAGUCCGGUAAUACGGCAGCUUCUGCUUCUGCCAGGCCGCUCGACAACGGUGCUGCUGUCUCAACCGCCUCGUCGCUUCACAACGGCCACGCCAACGGCCACGCCAACGGCACCGCCGCUGCACCCACCCAUGUCGCUGCCAAGUGUCCCGUAGAUGCCUCCGUUGCCACCCUCGUCGCCGACGACAAGGCCGCCGCCGACGCUGCCAGGAGAGCUUCUCUAGGCGCUGAAUCCGAGUCAUCGUCUGACCAGUUCCACAACGCCGCCACCCACGUCCAAGCCCCCAACGGCAACGCCAACGGCUCGCCCGUCGACAGCUCCCUCAGGCAGAUUGACGUCAAUGUCCUCAAGAACUCAGAGGUCCAUCGCGACUCUGGAAUCCUUGACAUGGCUUCCACCGUCCUCCGGGCUCUUCCUAUGCAAGACACCCUUGCAAUCCUCAUCAUACUCAUGCACAUCCCUACCAUCUCCCUCUUGGGCAUCUACGCCAUCUUUGCCUGCAUCACCUUUGUCCCGCCAGUCAGGACCAACUCGGGCAUGAACCUCAAUCUCGCCGAGAUUUUCGACGGCAACUCCACCACCCCGUCGCUUGUCACUGUCGCCUGUAUGGACAUCUUCUUCCUGCUCAUAUGGCUCUUUCUUUGGGCCCCGAUCCAGGACGCUGUUCUCGACCUUGCCAAGCCGGUCAUUGCCAUUACCCUCGGCGGCGCCACUCGCAACGAUCCAUCUUUUCGUGGUAUUCGUACCGGCUUUACUUGGGUCUUCAUGUAUCACAUUAUUCGUGGAACUCAAUCACAAUGGGGCCAUCUCGUACCCGAUAUGCCCGAGGCCUGGCGCAAGGUUCUGUCCGAGGACACCCCUAUAGGCUACUAUAGCAAGCUCUACGAACAGUCAAGCCCCUAUGCAUGGAUAAGAAGUAUUUUCGCCAUACAUAUAUUAACCCAAAGCUUUCUGCGUUAUGUACGAGAAUGGUAUUUGCGUCGCGAGAAAGGCGACUCCAACCCUCCAAAUCCCAACGAACUAGAAUCCGCCAAAAAUCAGCCCGGCCAACUUGUCGCGCCCGACGCCGCCAAUGACGCCAAUACAAGCUUAAAUCCAGCCGAUACUGCAAUAUCCACGCCCACGCUGCCCCCGCCACCGCCCACGCCGCAGCUGUCCACCGCCAAGAAGAGACGGAAGCAGAGUGCACAGGUCCGCCUGAAGCAGCCACUAUGGGCUGCUCUGGCUAGCACCAAGAUUGUCGUCGUCAAGGAAUAUCAGCUCUCUCACGCGCCAUCCGAGUCCGCCGGCGCCAACGCCACUGACAUUCACAACCUGGGCAAUGCUCCUUUUGACCGCGAGCCGAGGCAGAUUUGGAUAUCCUACAUCGGCAGUGACGAGAUCUGCUUUAACACGAGUUACUUUGCACAUGCCGAAUUCGAGCCCGUUUCGUCUCCCGCGGAACCGGAUCCAGAGGCACCCCCUCGACCGACCGGAAUCGAUACCACCAAGCCCUUCUACGUCAAGGUGAACAAUGCCUUUUGGCAGCCCACGCGCAUGCAUGCCGUCAAGGAACCCGAUGACGAGCCAAGCGAAGCUUCGCGCUGGACUGGAGACAUUUACGGUCUGCGCCCGGCAUCCAAGUAUGUCUGCGAGUUUGUCGACAGCCGCACGGACAAGGUCCUCUUUACCGCCAGCAUUCGCACCGUCAAAGAAGCGCUGCGAUCCAAGGAUGGCUUGUCACCAAUGAUUGCCGAGGGGCCGCAGUCGCUGCGCCCUGAUUCGCCCGUCACCACGCUCAAGACAUCCAUCGAAGCCGCUCAGGUAAAGCUCACGGAGGAGAAGAAUCGCCUCAAAAACUCUCGCAAGGACUGCAAGAUUCGCAUCAACGCGCUCAAAAAGGAAAACGAAGCCACCGACAACCAGCUCGCCACGGCCGGAAACAGCGACGAGAAGCAUCGACAAAAGAUUCGCCAGCAGGACAUUUUGCGUACUCAGGCAGAACGUGAGGCCGAAGAGCUUGCGGAUACUGUCAAACGCUACGACUCGUCUCCAGAGCUCCUUGAAAGGAAGAAAAAGGUCGAACGCACUUGCUCGAUGGAAAAGAAGAUAUUUGACGCUGCCCAGAAGGAAUUCAACAAGCACCGAUCUGAGCUGGAGAGCGAAGUCAAGGCCAAGGAGGUGGAGCGAUCGAACCUCAACACCCGUCGAAACAAGAUCGCGACCCGCAUUGCCAAGGUGGACAAUGAGCUUGUCAAUCUCACUGAUGCCAACAGCCGGGGGCUCAACGAGGCAGAGCGCCGCAAGCAGGAGCGAAACGCCCGCAUGGAAAAUAUUACCGCUAUUGAGCAAAACUACGAGGAACGCAUUCGCAAAGCCCGCGAUGAGAACAACGUCCGUGUCGAUGCGGUCAUCAAUCUCCAGCAGCAGCUUGAAACCAUUCAAUCGACCAUGUCUGCCGGCAAUGGCGUCAUGAUGGAUAAUCUUGAUUCUGGCAUGACACCGUUCCCACCGCCGCAGUCAGCUCCAUGGAAUCCAAGUGCCGGACAAGCUGCCUUUUCCGGUAGCCUCUGGCCUGUCACGUCGGGUGACUUGCAGCCGUCUCUGUCCGGUACUGCGCUUCCUCCAUCUACAAUGGGGUGGCAAGGCCCCGUGACAAUGGCAGCCAACGAGAAUGCCGCAGCGAGAAUGCGCAGCUCUAGUAUGCUAAGCGACGUUAGCGGCUUCACCGGCUCCAGUGAUGGCAGUCCUGAUGCGUCGCCCUUCUUUCCGUACAAUCAGCCGAUUGGAAAGGCUGGCCACGGCCACCGCGGUAUUGGUGCCAACAGAAGCAACGGAAGCAGCGGCAGCGGCGCAGACGGCAGCCCUAUCUAA